Molecule: messenger RNA, 941 nt
Organism: Cynoglossus semilaevis (tongue sole)
Lineage: Eukaryota; Metazoa; Chordata; Actinopteri; Pleuronectiformes; Cynoglossidae
Gene: cxcl12b
Product: chemokine (C-X-C motif) ligand 12b (stromal cell-derived factor 1)
Exons: 4
Coding region: 90-401 (103 amino acids)
Biological process (GO): chemotaxis; immune response; defense response
Cellular component (GO): extracellular region
Molecular function (GO): chemokine activity
Source: RefSeq, a predicted model, not a curated record
CAGAUUUAACAGUGCGCAGAGCGAGGCUGGUGGUCACUCUUGUGUUCUGGAUUGUAGCAGAAGGAGAAGCAGCCGGUUCAGUCACCACCAUGGAUGUCAAACUGCUGGCCCUGACAGCUCUGUUGGCUGUGACCGCGUACACACCGGCCUGCAGCGCCAAGCCCAUCAGUCUGGUUGAACGCUGCUGGUGUCGUACGACCCUCAACACCGUUCCUCAGCGCUCCAUCAAAGAGCUCAAAUUUCUCCACACGCCCAACUGCCCCUUUCAAGUCAUUGCCAAGCUGAAGAACAAUAACCGAGAAGUGUGCAUUAACCCGGAGACCAAGUGGCUGCAGCAGUACUUAAAGAACGCCAUUAACAAGGUGAAGAAAUCCAGAAGACGCACUAACAAGAAGGCCUAGACACAGGGAGGACAUGAAUCUCCUCAGCCCUGACGUCCACCUCCCCGCUACUGCUCUGGAUGUUUGUAUCCUUCCGCUCCUCUGGACCACUCACAGAAACAGCACUUCGUCAACGACAACGUCGUCCCCGCACCGCCGCCGCCGCUAGACGCCCACGUCAUCACCUCUGAUGCUUUAUAUCAGCACCAAAUACAGUUAUUAUAACUUGGAAUUAUGGGAUACAUGGAGAGAUCACAUAUAUAUAGUGUGUGUGUGUGUGUGUGUGUGUGUGUGUACUAACACUGACUGUAUCUGUGCAAGGAUUCUUUUUUUUUAUUUCAUACAAGUUUGAUGGGACGUGGGUUUUUAUGGGAAGUGCUGCCUUCGUGGUCCAAGUUUCCCAUGUGUGGUUUGACAUUUGAUCACUUGGGAUUUCAAUCAAGUACAAAUGAUCAGUUAUGCAGUAUUUACAGCAAAACAGUUACCUCAACUAUAAUCCUUUGGAAAAAAAAAAAGUAUAGUUCUGUUUAUUUUAGGCAGACUCGAAGUUAGCCUCUUAGA